GGAAUUUUUUGUAUUUUUUUUAAAGAGAAGAGGGAGGAAUACUUUCUCUAAUUUUGAAACUGAAUAAUAUGUGUAGGAUAAUUUUGUUAAAUAUUUUUCGUGCAAUAAAAUUGGAUAGAGAAAUAACUGAGUUGGCUAAAAUGGAACUUAUCGACCAAAUAUCGGCUUAGGGGACUUCAGUUUGUGAACACUUCGCCGGGCAUAACGGUGAAGAGCAUCCUCGAAUUAUUAUCUAGAGGCCAACGCUCAACUUGGAGUGGGACUUCGGCUUUAUUUCCGCAAAAGUAGUUCGGCCUGGUUACAUCUUAAAACUUUAGCAGUCUCUGCUAGAAAAAGACUACUUUAUCGAGAUGAAAAAUACGGUGAAUAUCAAGCAAAACGAUUCACUGUCAAACGAUCUAAAUGAGUCAAAUUUACGUGAUGAUCGAAACGAGAUAUCGCCUAUAUUGACUUUUGAAAACGACUCAGAUUUAUCGAUAUUGAAUAGUUCUUAUCAAAUUCCGGAUAUACCAAAGAAAUAUAUUGAACCGAUAAUCCUCGAUACAUCGCUACCGUAUAUUCCCGUUUAUAUACAUUUAAAAACGUAUGAUUUAAAACCUCUCGAAAAGCCUCCAACACCAUCUAUUUUAUCUGAGUUACGAUUAAGAUGUCAAGAUGACAGUCAAUCAAUCGAAAGAAUAAAUCAAACUGGCUGGAAAAGUGAAAACCGCGGCAAAGUGAAAGAAGUUUGAAAUUGAAAUAAAAUCUAAGCAAUUAUUUUAUUAAUAUUAAUUUAAGCAUACAAUUUUUUAUUUCUAUAUAAUAUAAAUUUUCUGCUAUGAUCUUUAUAAAAUUUAAUUUUUAACUAUAAAAAUAAAAAAUUUAUAAAUUUUU
Apis cerana (Asiatic honeybee) is the source of this 873-nucleotide messenger RNA. RefSeq lists its product as uncharacterized. The record is from RefSeq and is a predicted model, not a curated record. NCBI's taxonomy places the organism in Eukaryota, Metazoa, Arthropoda, Insecta, Hymenoptera, Apidae.